AUAUUUCCCAUGCUGCCUCUGAAGAGGAAGCUGGAAGCUGGUCUGUGUGACGUUGUUAUUUUAAUCAUGGUGCCGCUAGGGAGGGGAAGGGAAGAAAGUGCAGGCAACCCGAAAUACAGACAGGUUCGGCAUCUCAAACACACUGAAAACUGCAGAGCUCUGACGGUGGGCUUGCACUAAAAGGCAUCAGAUCAUGGGUGAGAAUGGCCCACACAAAAACAACCUGUAUUUUGAGGUUGAGGUGGAAGAGGAUGAACUGACCCACGAGGAUAAGAUGGUAGAGUUUGAUAAGAAUGGGCUGCUGCCCUCCUCCUCCUCUGGAACAGUUUAUGACCGGACAACUGUUCUCAUCGAACAGGACCCUAUAAGCUUGGACGAUGAGGACGACGAUGGUCAAUGUGAGAACCACAGCAUGACGUUUUUAGCCGAGGGGUCUGAGGAAAGGUUGACUUUCAUGGCAGAUCAUGAAGGAAUGUCGCAAGGAUAUGUCCAUCACACCAUCUCUCCGGAUCAGAUCCAGUUCAUUAUUAACCCAGGUUCUACUCCUAUGCCAAGGAACAUAGAGGGAGCGACCCUUACUCUACAUUCAGAGUGUCCAGAGACCAAGCUGAGAGAGGUUAAAAGAUAUCAGUGUAUGUUUGAAGGCUGCACACGUACCUACAGCACAGCAGGGAAUCUGCGUACUCAUCAGAAGACGCACCGCGGGGAGUAUACAUUUGUCUGCAAUCAGGAAGGUUGCGGCAAGGCUUUUCUUACCUCCUAUAGCUUAAAAAUUCACGUUCGGGUCCACACAAAGGAAAAGCCCUUUGAAUGUGAUGUUCGGGGCUGUGAAAAGGCAUUUAAUACACUGUACAGACUGAAAGCACAUCAGAGAAUUCACACGGGGAAGACGUUUAACUGCGACUCAGAAGGCUGCACUAAGUACUUUACUACACUCAGUGACCUGAGGAAGCAUAUACGAACUCACACAGGAGAAAAGCCAUUUAGGUGUGACCAUGAUGGCUGUGGCAAGGCCUUUGCUGCCAGUCACCAUCUUAAAACUCACGUCAGAACGCAUACUGGAGAAAAACCUUUCUUCUGUACCAGUGGUGGCUGUGAGAAGACGUUCAGUUCUCCGUACAGCCUGAAGAGUCAUGUAAAGGGUCACGACAAAGGACAGCCUUACGGGGGAGCUCUCAAUCAUUCCUUAUCAGAGGAUGCAAAUCAUUCACUUUGCCUAAGCGAUUUAAGCUUGAUUUCCACAGACUCAGAAAUCAGAGAGAACUCAAACACUUCCCAAGGUCUGGAUUUAAACAGUGUUACACCGGUGAGGGUAUUUGAGUUGAUGUUUCAGAGCCCAGAAAACAGUGUUAAUCAAGAUGACUCUCAACAUGCAGAUGCGUUGAUUGAAACGUUCAACUCUGACAAUCCGACUGGAUCCACUGUUCCUACUGUUGCAGACUCCACUUCGCUUUUAUCUUUUCCGAUCCAAUAUCCAACGUCAUUGCAAACAAAUGUGUUGGAACCUUCCCAGCCAACUCCUCCACCUACAACUGCCCUUCCAGCCACCUCUGUUGCCAGCAGCUCACAGCAAACCCUGUUUGGGAAUACAUCCAAUGUGUUGCAGACACCUGAAGUGCCUGUCCCUUCGAGCUCCCAACAGUACCCAGCCAGUCAGCAAGACUUCCUUCAGCAGACUCCGCCUACACAGCCCGUCUCACAAGGACUUCCGGUGAUAGCGGGAACUAGUGCCACUGCUAGCACAGAGCCACUGCCAGCCAUGGGGCAAACUGUGCCUUUAGCUGCAAACCUGACUAGUAACCCAACUAUAGCAAUCACCCCAACUCAGAGCACCAGCAUUCUCCAGCCAAGCAUUGUAAUGGCAGAUCAGAACCUGCAAUGGAUUUUAAAUGGUGCUGCAAACGCCCAGCAAAAUUCUGACCAAUCGCAGCAAGCUCCUAAGGUUGAAAAAUUGUUUUUUACCACGGCAAUACCAGUGGGAGGAAUUUCAGGAAACCCAGUUCAGCAGAUCGGUCUCAGCGUUCCGGUCAUCAUUAUAAAGCAAGAAGAAUCCUGUCAGUGUAAGUGUUCUUGCCGGGACUCUGCUAAAGAAAAGGCAUCUAAUAAGAAGGACACAUCACCUCCCUCUCCUCCCCCUCCACCACCUCCACCUCCCCCUCCACCUCCUCCCCCUCUCCCUUUGAAUGAGGAGGACCUCCCCACACCGUCACAGAGCUCACUCCAGCAAACGAAUCCUGAAUCCCCGCCUCGGAUAGUCCCCUCUACUUCAGAGGGACCCAGCAGCCGAACCCAACCGCCAGACCCCCAGACAGACACCUUGAUAAACAUGGACAUGUCUGACUUCCUGUCUCUACAGAGCCCGGAGACUCCUUCACAUAUAAGCACUAUUGAAGCACUACUGCUGGUCGCCGAUGAUUUUAAUGUUGGUGGAAAUAGCGGUAACAGCUUCUCCAAGUAACAGUCUCAUUUUCUUCGUGGGUUUUGGAGGUCUGCAUCACGAGAAUAAGCCAAUCUGCAUCGAUGGCUUUUUUAUUUUUGUUUGAGGAAGGAUUUUUUUUAAUGUUUCCAUUACAAACAAGCAUUUUGUAAAGUGAAACCCUAACUAGAUAGACAGAAGUUGUUCAUUAUUUACAAUUGCAGGCUAUUGGGCUGUUAAAAGAAGAAAAAAAAAUACAUUCCCAGAAAAAAAAUAUAUUUCUACCAUAUGUGUCAUAUGUAACAUUAAUAUAUGUAAUAUUUUAUAAUACAGCACCCUGUAAAGUUUGCAGUACUAAAUAAAUUAGACCUAUGGUCCUUUAAGUUAUUCUAACCAUGUAAGACAUAUAGUAACCUGUUUUAUUCACCAUUUGAUUGAAACUUUGCCUUUUUUUAUUUAUUUUUUUGAGAAGGGAGAUUGAGGCCUUUAUAUCUACAAGAAAAUCUGCCUGUUUCAAAAUCCAUUUAACAUGAUCUGUGUGUUUUUUUUUCUCUUAAAUUUAAUUUAUAAAACUAUGUGUGUUUUUCUCUUAAAUUUUAAUUUCUCUAGGUGUGACAUAUUGUUAAGUACAAUGGAAUCUGUUGGCAGAAAUCUGAAUUCAAAUAGUUUAUUGCUAAUGUCUUGCUGUGUGUGUGCCUAAAAUGGUAUUUGUAACAAUACAAAUAUAGUAUAUAAUUAGACCUGGGGAUAAUUAUUACAAUUAAAGCAUAAUUGUUGGCUGAAAUUACCAUUACAAUGCUAGUUUGUUCAAUUACAAUUACGCUGCAGUAAUUGCAAUUAUAACUAGUAUUGCACUAAAAAGUUACAUAAAUAGCUGCACACAUUAGUGUUUACUCUGUUUAUUCUACCAAGCGGUAAUCACGGGUACAAAUUCAGAAACACACUAUAUGUUUUUUCAAACAAAUGGGGUCGCUGAAAGUGGUUGAGAAUAUGAGAAGAAUGUUCGCUCAGUGUGAAACUGUGAAUGAUAAAGCUAGGAAAGGUGUGUAAUUGAUUUGUAAUUGAUCAAUAUGGUAAUUACAAUUACUCAGGUGUGCCAAGGUUCAAUUACAAUUGUAAUUGCAAUUAAUUACAAAUUACACACUUACACUUUAAUUGACCCCAGGUCUGUAAUGUGAUCAACUAAAAACAUGUUUGAAAAAGCUAUAUUUCAUUUAAUGUUUCCUUUUAAACCCUGAACUAAAAUAAUUGCCUCACCUGACCUUGAACUAGCAGGGAGAAAUAAAUUGAAGUAUGUACUUACUGUGACAAAUGUAGGAGACUUGUAUAGAUACUGUCCUUUAUACUUAGUCCUUUUGAAACAUUUUAAAUGAUCUGUUUGGAUAUUUCUCUAAAGAAAAAUGCUUUAUCCUUUAUGGAAACAGUAGUGUUUGAACUUUCAAUCGGCAAGAGAAACUGGUAGAUUUAGGUUGCAAGACCUUUAGAUUACCUUGAUUCCGACUGCUUGGUACCAACAGUAGAGGAAGCUGACAUGGCACAAAGGCCACCUAUGAUUCAGUUCAAUUAAAUACUAUGCUGCUUUUGGGUGGCCCCAGUUGAAAUUUUGUAACCAAGAUAGAUUAAUUCAAAUGUAAAGAAUACAUAUUCUUAAGCAUUGAAGGUCACACCUGUGCUGGGAUAUCUAAAACAGCUGACAGAUACUAGAUCUAUGAGAUAGGAAUCUUUGGGUAAGAAUGAAAUGUGAGUUGCCAGGUUAUGCACCAUGCACUAGUAUUGAGGCAUACAAGCACUUUAAGUUACUAUAUCUGUUCUGGCAACUGAUGACUUUUGCACCAUUUAAAUGGACAUUUCUUUCAAGUUUUUUUUGUUUGUUUUUGUGUAUGUGUAACUAUUUUUUUUUAUUUUAUUUUUAGCAUUUUUGAAUGAAGUUCCAUUUUUGCAGAUGUGCAAAGAUAUCAUUAUUCCUGUGCUGCAGCAACACAUCUUCUCCCUGUAGACAGAUAUUCUGCCUUUCAAACCCUCAGUGUUAAGUUUUUUCCUAGAAUAUUUAUGACAGCGUCCUGCCGUAAAUCAGUCAUGUGAUGUGACUGUUGUGGUUUUUAAAAUGCAACACAGCAGAAUAUCUGGGUCUGUAUGUAAUUUACAGUACAUUUGUAAAGGAAAAAUGUAUUCCAAUACAGAAUCAAAAUUGUUAUGGUACUACUGCCCAUCUAUUUUCCUAAUGCAAUUAGAGUUAUUCUACAGAUUUUCUACAAGUUUUGGUUCAAAUUGGUAACAUUUAACAACAUAUUUUUUCAUAUUUGGAGGUCUGCAUUAACUACCUUUUAUAUUUAUAGCUUCAGAAUUAAAUAAUCUAUGCAAACCUUGUUGAAACUAAUAGCUAAAGGGUUUUUUUUCUCUCUCUCUCUCUCUCUCUCUCUCUCUCUCUCUCUCUCUCACUCUCUUCAAUUGAAGCCAACCGUGUUCUUGUCAGCAUUUGCAUUUUUUUAUUUAACAAAAUGCAUUGCUAGAAAUGAUUCCUGAAACCUAAAUGUAAACAAUACCUGUAGAUUUAGAACACUGAGAUUUGCAGGUUUUUUUUAUUUUAUUUAUUAUUUUGGACUAAUUACCAGUAUAUUUGUUUAAAACUAUAUUUUGAUGUUGAUUUAGUUUAUGGUUAAUGGAUUAUUGGAUUUUGGGUUCUUCUCAAACAUCCUAUAUUCAAACCAUCAGUGUUUGUUUAAUAAGUCAUACCACACAUGCAAAUGACAACAUGUUAUGAGUAUAUAAAUAUCAAAUUGACCUUGAAUUAUCACAAACCGAGGGAUGGCAGCUGGUCUGUUUUGCCAUGCAGAGAUCCAUGUUUUCCACAUCAUCUUGUCUAUGUAGUUCAAAUCUUAAUGUGUUAGGAUGUGUCUGACUGAAGUAUCCUAACUGUAUAUUAUAUGUACUGUACUAAAAUGUUUUAACCUGAUAAUAUGUAUGGUACCUUAAAAGCAAAAUUAGAGACAGUAUGCAUUAUUAUGUUAAAGGAUUAACAUUUGUAUCUGUUCUGGACCAUAAAAUCAUAUUUUUUUUUUUAAUAUAAAAGCACAGUUAAAAACUCUGCAGUAUGUUUCUGUGUUGGCAGUCAAUGUGGUUUUAGACAGCAUAUUCUUCUAUCAAUAUUUCAGUAAUGCAGUUAUUAAUUUAAUACUAAUAAUUUACAAAUGUUACUCGUGUGUAACUUUUUUUUCAUGAAAAAAAGAAUGUUCCUAGAUAUAUUUUCUUUAAUGAUUAUUUAGAAUUUGAUAGCAUUCAAUAAAAUCAACAAGGUUAUUUGAUAACACUCUAUACAAGUGUAAAUACAGUUAACGACAGCUAGUGAUUCCAAGUAUAACUCCCAAAUCCUCCAAAGUACACCAUUAAUCUGUGUUAAAAGGUCAAAAUCAAAAUUGUUUAGUUUGAUACAUUUAUUAUUUAGCCAUAGUCUGUGACAGUUGUAUUAAGGCACUUUUUUUUUUUUUUUUUUUCUAAGAAAAGGGUACUGGGAAAACAAAUUUGGUUAUUUGUCGAAAAAGAUGUUUGCAAAUUUUAAACAAAAUUCUGUUAUAAGAAUUAUUUGGGUCAGUUUGCAUGUUCUAAUAAAGAUUAUAUUGUUAUGUUAUAUUAUGUUUAUGGGACAAAUUAAUUCUCCUGAGGAGAAGAAAGAUAAGUCUAUAUAUAACUUGUCCAUUUUUUUUCUUGACUUUUUUGGUAUGUAUAAAUUAUAUAUAUAUAUAUAUAUAUAUAUAUAUAUAUAUAUAUAUAUAUAUAUAUAUAUAUAUAUAUAUAUAAUGCAGAUUUAACCAGAUUCUAUAGAGAGAGUAUGACCUGUUGUGCAGUCUCCAUGUUUAAUUCUUCAGUUACUGAUGUUUGUAAACCAAUAAUACUUGCCAGAAAUUUUGCUUGGCUUAAGGUUUAGAGGUAUUGAGCCCUGUCGUUUAGUCUUCACAAUGUAGUGUUGUAAAUUGAACUGCUGAAAUUGAUUGGGGGUGGGGGGAGAUAAACAGUAAAGGUUCUAGUACAGGUGAUGGAGAUGCAAUCAUUUCAACACUUCCUGUCCUAAUAGGUGUGUUCAGAUCUUUUGAAUAUGUCCACUUGGGUGAAAGGAUGUUGAAAAACAAAAAUACUUCCAACUGAAGACAAUGUCUCCCAACCCAGAGUGAAAUGAUUUAACAUUGUAAAGGAUUUGUAUUUUUAAAGAAUGUAAAAUGUGAAAAACCGGUUUUGCUUAAUUGCUUGUUUUGUAUAAAGUUAUAUUGUAUUAUGGUUUAAAAUGCUGAAUAAUGGAAAUUUAACAUUUUUGGAAUGGAAAGCAAUUAAAUCCUAUACUAACUUA
This is a messenger RNA of Acipenser ruthenus (sterlet), 6755 nucleotides long. RefSeq names its product metal regulatory transcription factor 1-like. Gene Ontology annotation, biological process: regulation of transcription by RNA polymerase II. The record is from RefSeq and is a predicted model, not a curated record. The transcript is spliced from 11 exons. Bases 194 to 2458 code for a protein of 754 amino acids. Lineage: Eukaryota; Metazoa; Chordata; Actinopteri; Acipenseriformes; Acipenseridae. Gene Ontology annotation, cellular component: nucleus.